ACCCCAACACACCCCGCACAGCCACUAUGUCGUCCGACUUCGAAGGCUACGAGCAAGACUUCGCGGUGCUGACCGCCGAGAUAACCAGCAAGAUCACUAGGGUCCCCCGACUCCCGCCGGAUGAGAAGAAGCAGAUGGUCGCAAAUGUGGAGAAACAGCUGGAAGAAGCGAAAGAAUUGCUUGAACAGAUGGAUUUGGAAGUCCGAGAGAUACCACCCCAAAGUCGAGGCAUGUAUAGCAACAGGAUGAGAAGCUACAAGCAAGAAAUGGGAAAGCUUGAAACAGAUUUUAAAAGGUCACGGAUCGCCUACAGUGACGAAGUCCGGAAUGAGCUCCUAGGGGAUGACGGGAAUUCCUCCGAGAACCAGAGGGCACAUCUGCUCGAUAACACAGAGAGGCUGGAAAGGUCAUCGCGGAGACUAGAGGCUGGAUACCAAAUAGCAGUGGAAACCGAACAAAUUGGCCAGGAGAUGCUGGAAAAUCUCAGUCAUGACAGAGAAAAGAUACAACGGGCACGUGAAAGACUGCGGGAAACAGAUGCUAACUUGGGGAAAAGCUCCCGAGUCCUGACAGGGAUGUUGCGAAGAAUCAUCCAGAAUCGCAUCCUGCUUGUCAUCUUGGGUACCAUUCUGGUCAUCACCAUUUUGACGGCCAUCACUCUUUCUCUCCGAAGUCACUGAUGUAUCAGCUCUUCCUUGAUAAACAGCAUCAAAGGCUUGUUCUGAGUAAUUAAGACAAAAUGGUCACAUGAAUCAUCCCAGGCGAUGACAGGCCCUGAGUGACCCUCUCUCUUUCUCUCCCUCCCUGCGGCUCCGCUGGUGCACACAGCAGCCGCACAGAUCCUCUUCCUGCACAGAUGGGGAGUGCUUUCCUUUCCUAGGCUUGUUUUGGUCCACAUUUGUCUUUGAGAGGAGGAAGGUGACUAUUUUUUUCCUUUUCUGGUAAUGUCUUCUACUGGCCCAAGUGGCCUUGAUAACCUUCCUUGUCCCUUAGACAUGCUGGGCCAACAUCUGGGAGAGGCCCUGGGGAACCAGUCACAGGGCAUCUAAGCAGCGAUUCUGUUUGCAAUUUAUCACCAAAUUGUCCUUGUGUGAUGGCCAAGGAUUAAAACAAAAAACACAGACUAAACUGAGGCCUAGAGCCAGCUAUUAGCUCCAGCAUACCAAACCCCAUUCCUACCCAGACCAAAUGGAUAAUGUCUCCUUGCCUGAGUACCAUCUUGGGUGCUUCCUACCAGUUACUCAGGAAGCAGAUUUAGCCCUGGCCCUGUUUCUCUGAGAAGGCACUGUUUAUGUAUAUUAACCCAUGACUAUUCCUCACCUGAGUCUUCCCAAUAUCUAUCUACUUUUUACAACUUUGAUUACUGGCUGUAAGAAAUCAUGGUUUGCCUUUCCCCAAGCCCCCUGCUCCCCAGAAUUCUCUGGCAAAGUGAGCCCUGGCAUUUCGUGGUGACCUCCUGUCCCCCGGCCUGUGUAAGCAUUUCUGUAUCCUCUCAGUUUUAGUAUCUGUGCUGCCAAAAGCAGCCCUCCUACACGCGAAAGGUCUGACGGGGUCUCUCCACAUCCACCCCAGUAUGUAAAGAGAACAUGAAUAUUUCAGCACCUGCAAGAACAUGACUUGUCUGUGUGAGAUUCCAGAUAUGAUUAUAAAUAUGGCCAAGUCCUAAGGAUGAGCUACUCGAAAUAAACUUUGUGGAAAAUG
Messenger RNA from Suncus etruscus (white-toothed pygmy shrew), 1701 nucleotides. RefSeq names its product vesicle transport through interaction with t-SNAREs 1A (gene VTI1A). Gene Ontology annotation, molecular function: SNARE binding; SNAP receptor activity. The coding region runs from base 27 to 680 and encodes 217 amino acids. Gene Ontology annotation, biological process: intra-Golgi vesicle-mediated transport; macroautophagy; vesicle fusion with Golgi apparatus. Gene Ontology annotation, cellular component: late endosome membrane; SNARE complex; ER to Golgi transport vesicle membrane. The transcript is spliced from 8 exons. The record is from RefSeq and is a predicted model, not a curated record. NCBI's taxonomy places the organism in Eukaryota, Metazoa, Chordata, Mammalia, Eulipotyphla, Soricidae.